This is a messenger RNA of Aspergillus puulaauensis, 1401 nucleotides long. RefSeq names its product aldehyde dehydrogenase family protein. Lineage: Eukaryota; Fungi; Ascomycota; Eurotiomycetes; Eurotiales; Aspergillaceae. Gene Ontology annotation, molecular function: aldehyde dehydrogenase (NAD+) activity. The record is from RefSeq and is a predicted model, not a curated record. Bases 1 to 1401 code for a protein of 466 amino acids. The transcript is spliced from 4 exons.
AUGACAAACCAAGUCCGCACCAUCUCGCCCUCCUCCGGGAAAGUCAUCUUCGAACACCCUGGCCAGUCUCUCGACCAAAUCGGCCAAAUCGCCCAGGUCUCCGAAGAUGCCUUCCGCACCUACAAGGAGCUCUCCCUCGCCGAGCGCAAAGCCAUCAUCGUUAAGGCUUUGGAGAUAAUCGACGCCAACAAGGAAACCCUUGUGAAAGAACUUGCCGAUCAAAUGGGCCGUCCAGUUUCCUACAUCGGUGGCGAGAUUGACACGAUGCGCAAGCGGGCUAACUACCUCCUUGACCUGGCAGAGGAUAAGCUCAAGAGCGUUCCCGGACAGGCGGAGACUGGAUUCAACAGAUAUGUCAAGAAGGUUCCAGUUGGGCCAGUGCUUCUCGCAACUGCGUGGAAUUACCCCUAUCUGAUCACCAUCAACGCCCUCGUCCCUGCGCUCCUCGCCGGAAACACUGUCAUCCUCCGUCCCUCUCCUCAGACUCCUCUGUUUGGAGAACGCCUGGCCUCCUUUUUCGAACAAGCUGGUCUGCCCAAGAACGUUCUACAAGUUGUCCACUUCGGUGCUUGGGAGGUCUUCGACGAGGUUGUCAAGAUCCCCCAGAUCAAGCUGGUCUCUUUCGUCGGAUCUACACAGGGAGGUCUCCGUCUUCGCCAGGCAACUGCAGGUAGAAUCCUGCCAUUGAACCUAGAGCUCGGUGGCAACGACCCGGCAUACGUUCGCGCCGAUGCGGAUCUGGCGUACACGGCCGCGAAUGUUGUUGACGGCGCCGUUUUCAACUCCGGCCAGAGCUGCUGCGCCAUUGAGCGUGUAUAUGUACAUGCUGAUGUACAUGAUGCCUUUGUGGCUGAGAUUCAGAAGGAGCUAGCAACCUACAAGCUCGGCGACCCCCACGACCAGGCAACUACUACAGGCCCAGUAAUCUCCAGCCAAGCAGUCAAGAGCGUUCAAUCGCACAUUGAUGAGGCCCUGUCUCGCGGCGCAGUUGACUCCACGCCCACGAACCCCACCUUCGAGAACCUACCAAGCUCAGGGAGCUUCAUUGCCCCGAGAGUCCUCACCAACGUGUCGCACGACAUGCGCGUCAUGCGCGACGAGACCUUUGGCCCCGUCAUCCCAAUCAUGAAGGUUCAGUCUGACGACGAGGCCGUGGCGCUGAUGAACGACAGCGACUACGGUCUGACUGCUAGCGUGUGGACUAAGGACAUCAAGGCAGGAGAGGAGUUGGUUGAACGUAUUGAAGCCGGAACUGUCUACAUCAACCGUUGCGACUUCCCUAGCCCGGACCUUGCGUGGAUUGGCUGGAAGAACUCGGGUCUAGGCUGUUCGCUUGGCCCGCAGGCCUUCGAUGCAUUCUACAAGCUGAAGAGCUUCCACAUCCGACAGACUCACGGUUAA